CCACCGCCUCGUAUCCGCCGAGCUCUUUCCGACUUUCAUUAGCAACGGGCUUUCGUCCUCGUUCGAGCACACUCGCCUCCCGUGGCUGGCUCGAACUUCUGUAUGGCACCCGCAGGCUCUGGCCGACAAUGUCGUCGGGGCCACUGUCGCCUAGCUGGUAUCAUAGUGCUUCCGAAUUACGAUAGUUUCCCGGAAAAGCUUCAUCGCCGAAAGCUCGCUGAGCAAUCACACCCGUCAUUUGCUUAGUGAUCCAGAAAUUUCGGGCGAUGUCCCGUUAGAAUACUUCAUCCCGCUCGAAACCGUCUGAGUAAUGCAAGUCCAGGAGCCUUUCGGGAACAUGGAUCAAGGUCUACGCGAGGAUUAUAAAGCCCCGCCAGUACCCAGCACGACGUAUUCUCCUACUUCCCCGAAAGAUGGCCAGCGAACUCAUCGUCAACGCGCCCGCACCCAAUGUUCCCUACUUCAUGCCCGCGCAGAACCCGCCUGCGGGCACUGCGCUUGACCCGCAGCCAAAUGGCAAGCCCAUCCCGAAGCUUUUCCAGCCGCUGAAGAUCCGUGGCGUCGAAUUCCAUAAUCGCAUCUGGCUAUCUCCCCUGUGCCAAUACUCGGCUGAGAACGGAAAGCCAUCCCCAUGGCAAUUCGCACAUUUGGGUGGCAUCCUGACCCGCGGUCCCGGCUUGACCGUGGUUGAGGCGACCGCAGUCGUCCCAGAAGGCCGUAUCACUCCACAAGACGUCGGAAUCUGGUCCGACGAGCACAUCCAGCCCUGGAAGGAGAUCGUCCAGUUCGCCCACUCCCAGAACCAGAAGAUUGCCGUCCAACUCGCGCACGGGGGUCGUAAGGCAUCGACCGUUGCGCCAUGGCUGCACUCUGGACUCGCUGCGCCUGAGAUCGACGGCGGCUGGCCGGACAACGUCUGGGGUCCGAGCGACAUCCCGUACAACGAACACUUCCCAAAGCCGAAAGAGCUUUCGCAUGACGGCGUCAAGCGCGUCGUGCAUGCGUUCGCGAACGGCGCCCGUCGCGCGCUCAAGGCGGGUUUCGACGUCAUCGAGAUCCAUGCCGCGCACGGGUACCUGAUCAGCGAGUUUCUCAACCCGCAAGCGAACAGGCGCACGGACGAGUAUGGCGGAAGCUUUGAGAAUCGGAUCCGGCUGCUGAUUGAGAUCGUUGACGCCCUGCGCGCGAUCAUACCUCCCGAGAUGCCUCUCUUUGUCCGUGUUUCUGGGACAGACUGGCUCGAGGAGGUCUAUCCUAACGAGCACUGGGGCAUUGAGGACACCGUUCGGCUCGCGCCCAUCCUCGCCGAGCACGGUGUCGACCUGCUCGACGUCUCCAGCGGCGGCGUCCAUGCCGCGCAGAGGCUCAAGCUUAAACCGCUCAUGCAGGUCCCGUUCUCCGAGGCAGUCAGGCGCGCACACGGCGACAAGAUCCUCGUCAGCGCCGUGGGCUCGAUCACGAACGGGAAUGACGCGCGGAAUGUGAUCGACCAGGGCGCGGCAGAUGUCGUCUUUGUCGGACGCCAGUUCCAGAAGAACCCCGGGGCCGUCUGGGCGUUUGCGGAGGAUCUGGGUGUGACUAUCACUGUCCCACAUCAGAUUGAGUGGGGCUUCGUCGGGCGAGGAGGUGUCGGUAGGAAAGGUGUGGCUGGGUUGAAGCAACAAUUCUAAGCUAGAUGCGACAAAUCUGCAUAGCAACAAAUUGCGCGACUGUUAGACGUUAGAUUUGGUUGUGUACUAGAAGACAUCAACUGACGCAGCAAUGGCAUUAUUGACAAUUCAGCUGUUG
This is a messenger RNA of Laetiporus sulphureus 93-53, 1788 nucleotides long. Its product is annotated as FMN-linked oxidoreductase. The record is from RefSeq and is a predicted model, not a curated record. Gene Ontology annotation, cellular component: intracellular anatomical structure. NCBI's taxonomy places the organism in Eukaryota, Fungi, Basidiomycota, Agaricomycetes, Polyporales, Laetiporaceae. The transcript is spliced from 5 exons. Bases 414 to 1670 code for a protein of 418 amino acids. Gene Ontology annotation, molecular function: FMN binding; NADPH dehydrogenase activity; NADP binding.